Pecten maximus is the source of this 675-nucleotide messenger RNA. Its product is annotated as 3-[(3aS,4S,7aS)-7a-methyl-1,5-dioxo-octahydro-1H-inden-4-yl]propanoyl:CoA ligase-like. Gene Ontology annotation, biological process: fatty acid metabolic process. Bases 1 to 675 code for a protein of 224 amino acids. Gene Ontology annotation, molecular function: medium-chain fatty acid-CoA ligase activity. The transcript has 2 exons. NCBI's taxonomy places the organism in Eukaryota, Metazoa, Mollusca, Bivalvia, Pectinida, Pectinidae. The record is from RefSeq and is a predicted model, not a curated record.
AUGACUCAUUUAUCAAUCGCCAAUGCUUCUUACAUCGCGUUUUUGGGAGCAGCUGGCGACCGGCCACAAGGACCAUGCUACAAUGACCGCCCGUUCUCUUGGGUCCAAGGCUACAAGUUGUACGCCAUUUCUACGGGAGGACAACUGAUUGACAGACAUCUCACUGAAGUUUGUGGUCAAUGUACUGAUAAAUUAUUUGUUUGCUACGGAACUACUGAAGUUGGAGGAGUGUGUUUCACUGAGCUUACACCAGAAAUAGAGGACGGGAAUAUCGGCUCCUUGUUUCCAGGCUAUGAAGUCAAAAUUAUUGGCGAUAGAAGUGAAACGUUGGAUCUUGGUCAUGUCGGGGAAAUUCUUGUCAGAUCUUCGUCGAUUUUGAAGUCCUACCGUGACGCACCGGGGCUCAAUGAAGCUUCCUUUGUGGAUGGGGGCUGGUUCCGAACCGGUGAUAUAGGGUUAAUUACAAAUGAAUGCAAGUCAAUGUUCAAAGGAAAAGCUAAUGACGUCAUCAAAAGAGGAGGAUUGAAGGUUUUUCCAAGCGUAGUCGAAGCAGCUAUUUCAAAACUCUCCGAUGUAAGAGAAAUUGUAGUGAUCUCCGUACCGGACAGCCGCCUUUUUGAAGAAGUAUGCGCUUGUUACAUACUAAAAGAUGGGGUAGAUACAACAGAACCUUAA